AUGAUUAGUGACUCAAGCAACGGGUUAGGAUUUCGUAUCUCCACCAGACUACGCAACUCUGUAGACAGCAGGCCUCUCCAGCUCUCUACUUCUACUCACUGGAUCCAUUACGCACGUCGGAGUGCGAUUUCAAGAGGUUCCGGAUCGUGGAAGUAUAAAUGGAUACUUCAAUUCUGGUGGCGCCCUGGUAAGGUUUGUGAGUUGUUUGAGGAGCAUAGUCGGGAGUACUAG
Messenger RNA from Laccaria bicolor S238N-H82, 231 nucleotides. RefSeq lists its product as uncharacterized. The transcript has a single exon. NCBI's taxonomy places the organism in Eukaryota, Fungi, Basidiomycota, Agaricomycetes, Agaricales, Hydnangiaceae. The coding region runs from base 1 to 231 and encodes 76 amino acids. The record is from RefSeq and is a predicted model, not a curated record.